Messenger RNA from Sardina pilchardus (European sardine), 2406 nucleotides. Its product is annotated as protocadherin gamma-A11-like. The transcript has 2 exons. Gene Ontology annotation, molecular function: calcium ion binding. NCBI's taxonomy places the organism in Eukaryota, Metazoa, Chordata, Actinopteri, Clupeiformes, Clupeidae. Gene Ontology annotation, cellular component: plasma membrane. The record is from RefSeq and is a predicted model, not a curated record. Gene Ontology annotation, biological process: homophilic cell-cell adhesion. Bases 1 to 2406 code for a protein of 801 amino acids.
AUGGAGUACAAAGGUUUUGCUCAGACUGAACUACUGUUCACUAUUCUUAUCCUUUUGACUCGCGCUACCGAGGGGGACGUUAGCUAUUCUAUUCAAGAGGAGCUGAAACAGGGAUCCGUGAUUGGGAAUAUAGCAAAGGAUCUUGGACUUACAGUGAACAUGUUGUCAGCUCGGAAUGUUCGUAUUGAUGCAGAAAGCAAUCGGAAACGUUACAGCAUUGUCAAUAUCAAAACUGGAGAUUUACUCGUAGCCGAGAGGAUUGACCGAGAUGGUCUCUGUGGAAAGAGGGCUUCAUGUGUUUUGAAACAAGAGCUUGUGCUAGAAAAUCCUUUGGAAUUACACCGUGUCAGUAUUCAUGUCCAAGACGUAAACGACAACUCCCCUCAUUUUAAAAAGGACGUGAUUGAAUUAGAAAUCGCAGAAUCAGCCGUCAAAGGCGCUCGAUUCUUAUUGGAGGAGGCGCACGAUGCAGACAUCGGGCCGAAUGCAGUGGAAAGCUAUGCCUUACAAAUUAACGACCACUUUACAUUAAGUGUUCAGAGCAAUAGUAUUGGAGGCAAGUACGGUGAGUUAAUAUUGAUUAAAGAGCUUGAUCGUGAGCAACAGCAGGAGCUGACGUUAGUUUUAUCAGCUUUUGAUGGCGGGGUACCACUGAGAUCAGGCACGGUAGCUAUACACGUAACCGUGCUGGAUGCAAAUGACAAUGCCCCUGUUUUUAGCCAGUCUGUUUAUAAAGUAAGUCUGCCUGAAAACUCGCCCUUAGACACGGUAGUGGCGACAGUGAGCGCUACCGACGCCGAUGUCGGAGCAAAUGGAGAGGUGCGUUAUGAAUUUGGUCAUGUGUCAGAGGAAGAUUUGAAAUUGUUUUCUUUAGACCCCGUAAGCGGGGAAAUUCGAGUAACUGGGCCAGUUGAUUUUGAGGAAGAGCCAUCAUAUGAGUUGAGAGUGCAGGUGAAGGAUGGAGCUGGCCUGGUGUCAUAUUGUACUGUGAUAAUUGAAGUCUCAGAUAUCAAUGAUAAUGCUCCUGUGAUAUAUUUGAAAUCCUUAAUGAAUCCUGUCCCUGAAAACGUACCACAGGGCACAGAGGUGGGCUUGCUAAACGUGCAGGACAGAGACUCUGAAAAUAACCAACGAUUACGCUGCUUCAUUAAAGAGGCAGUCCCGUUUAAACUCAUGCCAUCAAUUAAAAACUAUUACUCUCUGGUGACAACCGGAGACUUGGACCGGGAACUUGUGUCUGGUUACAACUUCACAGUAACAGCGGCAGAUGAGGGCUCGCCAUCGCUGUCUUCCAUUAGAUAUGUGCAAUUGUCGGUUGCUGAUGUGAAUGACAAUCCUCCUGUUUUUGAGAGGCAGUCGUACAAAGCGCAGGUCACUGAGAAUAAUAAGCCUGGAUCCUCCAUAUGUUCCAUAGUUGCCAGAGAUCCAGACUGGAGGCAAAACGGCACCGUUUUCUACUCCCUCUCACCCACUGAAGUUAACGGCAUCCCGGUGUCUUCUUUUGUGUCCAUCAAUGGAGACACGGGAGUGAUUCAUGCAGUGAAAUCACUGGAUUACGAACAAUUCAAAACCUUUGACGUUUACGUAGUUGCCAGGGAUAAUGGCUCUCCUCCUCUCAGCAGCAACGUCACUGCCAGUGUCUUCGUAACGGACGAAAAUGACAAUGUUCCACAGAUAUUGUAUCCAGCACCGGAGGGAAACUCAUUAAUGACUGAAUUGGUACCCAAGUCUGCGCACGCAGGCUCUCUGGUGUCCAAAGUUAUUGCCGUGGACGCAGACUCUGGACAGAACUCCUGGCUUUCAUACAACAUCGUCAAAGCCACAGAUCAGGGUCUGUUCGCAAUCGGCGUUCACAGUGGGGAGAUCCGGACCCAAAGAGACAUUGCUGAGUCGGACGCUAUGAAACAGAAUCUUAUUGUCUCCGUGACAGACAAUGGGAAACCGUCCCUCUCUGCAACAUGCGUUGUGUAUUUAAUUUUAUCAGAUAGCCUGGCUGAUAUUCCGGAGAUGAAAGAUAUGUCUCGUGACGAGAGCAGCUCUAAGCUAACUUCUUAUUUGAUCUUGGCCUUGGUUUCCGUGUCUACUUUAUUUAUUACCUUCCUGAUAGUCAUGCUGACUGUUAAGAUUUGCCGCAGGAGAAAGCCGAGACUUUUAUUUGACGGGGCUGUUGCCAUACCGAGUGCCUAUUUACCUCCAAACUAUGCCGAUGUUGAUGGCACAGGAACUCUUCGUAGUUGUUACAAUUAUGAUACGUAUAUGACGACGGGAUCACGCACAAGCGACUUCAAGUUUGUUAGCUCAUACAGUGGUGCAACACUACCUGCUGAUCUGACAAUGAAAAAGUCUUCAUCCCCUGCGAUGAACGACCUUCUUGAUGAACCCAACGAGGGAAUCCGCAUCCUGUAA